CUCAGACCGGGGAAAGUUGUUUCCUGAAGUUGACACCGAGCUGAUCAUUUCCACACCUAAACUCUGCUGCUUCUGCUGCACAACAUGACUCGUACAGGUUUUGGUUUUUUUUUGAUGGAUGCGUGUUUUCUUUAUCGUCAGGUGAAGUGUGUCUGACGACGUUAUGAGCUCCGACAGUGAAGACACAGAGGCGAGCCUGAAGGCCCAGCUAGCCGAGUGCCGAGCUCAGGUCGAACACUGGCAGGGCGUGGCGACGAUCUGCGAGCUGAGCAAACAGGAGGAACUGGCAGAGCUGCAAAAACAAUGUGAUCAAGAGAUCCAGUCUCUGCAGGAGGCUCUCAGAGAGACAGCAGCGCAGUAUGAAGCCAGGAUAUCUGUCCUCCAGUCUCAGCCUGUGGAGUGGAGGAGAGCCAGUGGGCAGAACGUGAUCAGUGGAAGAAAAGGCCGGAUGGACGCAGAAGUCAACAGUAAUGAAUCCCCGACACCGGUCACCAACAGCCUGACAGAAGCCGAGGCUGCGACGGACAAGAGGUCCAACCAGCCGUCAGAGCUCGAGGCGGUGGCAGAGGGAGAAGGAGCGCCGCUAUCAUCAGAAGCAUAUUUUUCACUGAGGAACUGCGACUCGGCCUCUUUGUCCUCCUUCUCCUUAGACACGCCCUCUCUGCCCAGAAAACUCCACGCUCAGGACGACACCGACUCUCUGGUGUCCACAGGAACUCUGGUGCCUGAAGCCAUCUACCUGCCGCCGGCCGGACACCGGCUGGUCACGCACGGCGACUGGGAUGCACUCAAUGCUCAGGUGUCUGAGCUGCGAGGUGAAGUGAGUCGUCUGCAGGCGGAGAAGGAGGAGCUGGAGAAAGAACUUGACACGCAGACCAACCACACACACAAACAGGUGUCAAUGCUCCAGGCUCAAGUCCACACUUCAGAGGCCCUCCUCCAGGACUUGCAUAAAUCUUUUAGCCAAUCACAGACCGCUGUCCAGAGUCGGCUGGCGGAGCUGUCCUUUUCCCAGAGGAGGGUUUGCAAUGAGCUGUCCAGACUGAAAGGAGAGGAGGUCGAGGAUGAUCAGCCAGACUCCAGCUCAUCAUUCUCAGCAACGCUGCAGGGAGCGCACAAUGAGGAACGUCUUCGCAUUGAAAUCGUCAACCUACGGGAGCAGCUUGACAACCGGACAGAAGAAAAUGAAGUUUUAGAAGUGCAGCUGUCCAGUCUGAAGACGGAGACGGAGAGGAUCCAGGCUCAGAAGGACCAGUUGCAGGCUGAAUUACUGGCCUGCCGCACUGAACUGGAAGCCCUGCGGGUGGCACUGUCUCAUGUGCAGAGCACCAACAAGACUCUCACUAAUGAUAAAGCGGCUCUGCAUCAACAGUGUCUGGAGCUACGAAGCCAAGUGAUCAGUCUGCGCUCUCAGGUCGACACCAGCCAGACUGUACAGAGAGACUUCGUCCAGCUCUCCCAGUCGCUGCAGGUGAAGCUGGAGGUAAUUCGGCAGGCGGAGAGUCUUGAACAAGUCAGAGAAAUCCUGGAGGGGGGAGUCAGUGAAGCUGGUUCAUCGCCUGCAGACGCCUCGUGAGUUACACAGUCACG
Plectropomus leopardus (leopard coralgrouper) is the source of this 1590-nucleotide messenger RNA. The record is from RefSeq and is a predicted model, not a curated record. NCBI's taxonomy places the organism in Eukaryota, Metazoa, Chordata, Actinopteri, Perciformes, Serranidae.